This is a messenger RNA of Lagenorhynchus albirostris (white-beaked dolphin), 2556 nucleotides long. It is a transcript of the gene HOXA11, whose product is annotated as homeobox A11. The coding region runs from base 1 to 963 and encodes 320 amino acids. The transcript is spliced from 2 exons. Gene Ontology annotation, molecular function: DNA-binding transcription factor activity, RNA polymerase II-specific; RNA polymerase II cis-regulatory region sequence-specific DNA binding. The record is from RefSeq and is a predicted model, not a curated record. Gene Ontology annotation, biological process: regulation of transcription by RNA polymerase II; anatomical structure development. NCBI's taxonomy places the organism in Eukaryota, Metazoa, Chordata, Mammalia, Artiodactyla, Delphinidae. Gene Ontology annotation, cellular component: nucleus.
AUGAUGGAUUUUGAUGAGCGUGGUCCCUGCUCCUCUAACAUGUAUUUGCCAAGUUGUACUUACUACGUCUCGGGUCCAGAUUUCUCCAGCCUCCCUUCUUUUCUGCCCCAGACCCCGUCUUCGCGCCCAAUGACAUACUCCUACUCUUCCAACCUGCCCCAGGUCCAACCCGUGCGCGAAGUGACCUUCAGAGAAUACGCCAUUGAGCCCGCCACUAAAUGGCACCCCCGCGGCAAUCUGGCCCACUGCUACUCCGCGGAGGAGCUCGUGCACAGAGACUGCCUGCAGGCGCCCAGCGCGGCCGGCGUGCCUGGCGACGUGCUGGCCAAGAGCUCGGCCAACGUCUACCACCACCCCACCCCCGCCGUCUCGUCCAAUUUCUAUAGCACCGUGGGCCGAAACGGCGUCCUGCCACAGGCUUUCGACCAGUUUUUCGAGACGGCCUACGGCACCCCGGAAAACCUCGCCUCCUCCGACUACCCUGGGGACAAGAGCGCCGAGAAGGGGCCCCCGGCAGCCGCGGCGACCUCCGCGGCGGCGGCGGCGGCGGCGGCGGCGGCGGCGGCAGCGGCCACGGGCACGCCGGCAACUUCAAGUUCGGACAGCGGCGCCGGCGGCUGCCGGGAGGCGGCGGCGGCGGCGGAGGAAAAGGAGCGGCGGCGGCGCCCCGAGAGCAGCAGCAGCCCCGAGUCGUCUUCCGGCCACACUGAGGACAAGGCCAGCGGCUCCAGUGGCCAACGAACCCGAAAAAAGCGCUGCCCCUACACCAAGUACCAGAUCCGGGAGCUGGAGCGGGAGUUCUUCUUCAGUGUGUACAUCAACAAAGAGAAGCGCCUGCAGCUGUCUCGAAUGCUCAACCUCACUGACCGUCAAGUCAAAAUCUGGUUUCAGAACAGAAGAAUGAAGGAAAAAAAAAUUAACAGAGACCGUUUACAGUACUACUCGGCCAACCCGCUCCUCUAAGGCUCCAGCCAACUGGAACUGGGUGGGGGGCUUCAUACACAUGAGAUUAUAUGCAGAUUUUGACCUUGACAAGGUCACGGCACGCGGUGACUUUUGAAGAAAUGCGAUGUGCAAGAGAGGGGAGGCUACACGGAGACAGCCUGGAAGGAGGCCGCUCGGGACGCUCCUGGGCAUCGGUGGUUAAGAUUUCUAACAAUAAUUGGAUUCGGAGAGUUGUGCAUCAGCGAGAAUGAAUGGUUCGGGGCCCCUGGUGGUUCACUCUUGGAGACUGCAGAGCUUCGGGUUGGGUGUGGUCUCCAUCAGGGACUGGGCCCCCUCCAGACCCCCUGGAGAAUGACCCCGACCAGGGACCCUCCACAUGGAGCCUGUCCACUUCCAGGACCCCUGCGUCAAGAUCUCCAAACCCAAUUCAGUUUGGGAACAGGAGCAGAAGGAAGGGGGAGGAUUCCUAGACAUCCGGAUUGGGGCUCCUUUCCAAAGCCAAUGUGAAAGAUGACUGGACUAAGAGGACGCUGUGAGGUGGGAGAGGGCUGCUGAUCCUUGAGGGAAAAAUAAUCUACUAUUCCAGGUGGCAUUAGGGGCUCUCCACCCCCUCCUAGCCACUCACCACACUGUCCCAGGCCUGAGCUUCCAGCAGUCGACUUCUGCAGCUCACCUAGUUUCUCCUAUGAUUAGGGUGUUCGUCCUGGCCUGCCACUCUGGCCUAAAGCCUAGUGACAGAGCAGACCAUUCCCUGAGGUGGAAGACAUCAAAAAGCCGAGAGGCUGCACCCAGGCCGCUGGCCCCCAGAUCCCUGCAGGAAAUGCCUGUGGAGUGCGGCAGCUUGGCAAAGUCUACAGCACGCUUAAAUCAAGCUUGGAUUUGCUCAGCGGAGCGGCGGAGCAGCAGAGCAGCAGGCCUGGCCAGCGGUCCCCAGCUAUGAGGGGCUUGAGCCCCCCCAAGCACCCAGUUCCCACGCCGCGCUCUGCCCUUCGUCACCCCAGAACUGAGCUUGGAAGCUUCCAGCGACCUUCCAAGAGCUCGAGAGUGAUUUGGAAUUAUUUUAAAAGAUAAAUAUUAUAUUAUAUAUAUAUAUUUCCCUGAAAGAACCAAAGCAAAUUUUAAAAGAUGCAAUGUAGAGGGGGAGAAAAGAUGAAGAAAAUAUUUAAAGGCUCUAUCUGUUUACAGUGUUCCAUGGUUAAACUCACUCACUGCUAAAAAUAUUUGAAUGUAUGCUUCAUACAGGGAUGGUGUUCAAAAGACUUGUAAAUAAAGGAACUAUAACCUAUUUUGUUUGAGAAUAUAUAUAUAUUUUUUGCCAUUAGUUGAUUGCCUUUGGGGUAUUGGAGGGGAUGGAAAGUGUGUCGGGAAUGGUCUUUUUAAUUUCUUGCAUAUUUGAAAAGUGUUAGGGAGAUGCUCUGAGGUUGUUCGGCCCUCCAGGGUCUGGGGACCUCAGCUGAGAAAGGCAGGCACCCUUCCAUUAAAUCUCCUCUGCCCCCCUGUGUUAAGAAGCGUCUGGUGGCUCUGUUUGUAACAGGAGUAUUGGCCUGUCCUCCAUUCUCACCCACUGCGUAUGUCGCAGCAUGUAUACAGGUGACAGGGCACAAGGAAAAU